This is a messenger RNA of Solanum dulcamara, 1472 nucleotides long. RefSeq names its product jasmonate-induced oxygenase 4-like. NCBI's taxonomy places the organism in Eukaryota, Viridiplantae, Streptophyta, Magnoliopsida, Solanales, Solanaceae. The coding region runs from base 178 to 1230 and encodes 350 amino acids. The transcript has 4 exons. The record is from RefSeq and is a predicted model, not a curated record.
UCUAUUAAAUUAAUUUGAUUUUAUGACCAAUUGGCUGUAUUCUCAUUUCUCCAGCUACUGCUAUAUGUCCAAGUCCAACCACCCUAUCUCCUUCAUGUGAUUUUUCUUGGGAAUUGCAUCAAACAAAGCAAACAACAAGAUCUGCAAGAAGCCUAGAUUUGCUUCUUACAGAAAACCAUGGCUGAAACUCAAGAAACAGUUUUCAAGUCAGUACAAGAACUAGCAAAUAGCAAUCAAGUUCCAGAAAAAUAUAUUCAUACACAAGGGUUAAUCAAUACCUCUUCUCCCCUACUGGAUGUGCCACACGUUGACCUUAGCCUUCUCAUAUCACCAACAUCCCCAGCUAAACAGCAAGAGCUCAACAAACUUCAAUCAGGCUUCAAGUUUUGUGGCUGCAUCCAGGUCAUAAAUCACGGUCUAGCAGAUUCAUUUCUUGACAAAGUGCAUGAAAUUAGCAAACAGUUCUUUGCUCUUCCAGCUGAAGAGAAGCUUAAAUAUGCCAGAACAGUUGAUGACAUUUAUGGAUACGGAAACGAUUCAGUUCUUUCAGAUAAGCAAAAGCUUGAUUGGACUGACAGAUUGUAUCUAAAUGUGUUCCCUGAAGAUAUAAGAAACCUCCAACUGUGGCCCCAAAAACCUGAAUGUUUUAGGGAAGUUUUUGAAGAAUAUAUCAAGAAUAUGAAGUUGUUGAGUGAGUCCCUCCUUAAGGCCAUGGCAGCAUCAUUGAACAUGGAGGAGAACUGCUUUCUGGACCCCUGUAGAGAACCCGGAGAGAUGGUUGCAAGAUUCAACUUCUAUCCUCCGUGUCCAAGGCCUGAGGUUGUACUCGGAAUCAAACCACAUGCUGAUGCAUCGGCCAUUACCAUCCUGUUGCAAGACAAAGAAGUUGAAGGGCUUCAGGUUCUCAAAGAUGAUCAGUGGUUCAGAGUGCCUGUUGUCCCAUAUGGUCUCCUCGUUAAUGUUGGAGAUCAAGUUGAGAUAAUGAGCAAUGGUAUCUUUAAGAGCCCUGUGCACAGGGUGGUAACAAAUGCAGAACGAGAAAGAAACACCCUUGCUGUUUUCAUUAUGCCAGAUGUAAAUGUUGGGAUUGGACCAGUGGAGAAGCUUAUCAAUGAGGAAAGGCCAAGAGCGUACAAGGACGUUAAGAAUUAUGUUGAACUCUUCUUCCAAAGCUAUCAGCAUGGGAAAAGACCAAUAGAAACAGCAAUGGUAUGCCAAGAACAACAUUAGCUGCUAACAAAAAGCUCCCUUUCUUACUUUCCAUCCAACCCCUGCUGACAGUAUGUUUUUCCUUUUUUUCUCUAUUUGUAUUUUUACUAGUCGUGGUUGCCUUUACUGUACACGAGUCCAACACUGAGAUCUGCACAUGCUUUGAGAAAUGCAAGAUCUUGAAUAGGAGAAAGACAAUAGUUUGAUCUAGAACCUAUUGUUAUUCAUUUACGAAAUAUACCAAUUUCAUAAUAUUUACCAAA